Messenger RNA from Gavialis gangeticus (Gharial), 3690 nucleotides. It is a transcript of the gene MOCS1, whose product is annotated as molybdenum cofactor synthesis 1. The record is from RefSeq and is a predicted model, not a curated record. NCBI's taxonomy places the organism in Eukaryota, Metazoa, Chordata, Crocodylia, Gavialidae. Gene Ontology annotation, biological process: Mo-molybdopterin cofactor biosynthetic process. Bases 67 to 1977 code for a protein of 636 amino acids. The transcript is spliced from 11 exons. Gene Ontology annotation, molecular function: 4 iron, 4 sulfur cluster binding; GTP 3',8'-cyclase activity; cyclic pyranopterin monophosphate synthase activity.
CAGCCGCUGGAGACUCCCUGUGCCCCGGCUCAGGAAUUGUCAAGCACAAGGAGAAAAGGUUUCCUGAUGGAACAUGCAGCCCCUUUCUCUGUUUUCCUGACUGACAGCUUUGGACGUCAGCACAACUACUUGCGGAUCUCCCUGACUGAGAAAUGCAACCUCAGAUGUCAGUACUGUAUGCCAGAGGAGGGCGUUCAUCUGACUCCCAAAUCCGAGCUGCUUACUACCCACGAGAUUAUCACCCUUGCCAGACUCUUCGUAAAGGAAGGUGUGGACAAGAUUCGACUAACUGGUGGAGAACCACUCAUCCGACCUGAUGUGGUUGAUAUUGUGGCUCAGCUGUACAAGAUAGAAGGGAUAAAAACUAUUGCUGUCACAACGAAUGGGAUUAACUUGGCCAGGCUGCUGCCCCGGCUGAAGGAGGCUGGUCUGGAUGCCAUUAACAUCAGCUUGGAUACUCUGGUUCCAGCCAAAUUUGAGUUCAUUGUCCGGAGGAAAGGCUUUCACAAGGUAAUGGAAGGAAUUCACAAAGCCAUUGAACUUGGGUACAAUCCAGUCAAGGUGAACUGCGUAGUGAUGAGAGGUUUCAAUGAAGAUGAGCUGCUGGACUUUGUGGACCUCACAAAGAAUCUGCCCCUAGAUGUACGGUUCAUAGAGUACAUGCCCUUUGACGGCAACAAGUGGAACUUUAAGAAGAUGGUGAGCUAUAAGGAGAUGUUGGAUACAAUCAAGCAGAGGUGGCCUAAGUUGGAGAAACUGCCCUGUGAGGCCUCCAGCACAGCAAAGGCUUACAAGGUGCCAGAUUUCCAGGGACAGGUUAGCUUUAUCACCUCCAUGUCAGAGCACUUCUGUGGAACCUGCAAUCGACUGAGGAUAACAGCAGAUGGGAACCUGAAGGUGUGCCUUUUUGGGAACUCAGAAGUGUCCUUGAGAGAUCAUCUGCGGAUAGGCUCCUCGGAGGACGAAUUGGUUGAGAUCAUUGGAGCAGCAGUGGGCAGAAAAAAGAAACAGCAUGCCGGCAUGUUUAACAUUUCCCAAAUGAAGAACCGGCCAAUGAUCCUGAUCGAGAAAGCAUUGAGUCCAUCUCCACUACUCCAAGUUGCCCUGCAGAAUCCCCCCAGUUCAAAGCAAUGGGGCCACAGCAGACAUAGCCACUGGCUGACUCUGGGAGUAAGUUUAUUAAAACAGAUGGAAAAAGCAUUUAAGAAAAAUGUGUUUACAGGACAGCUUGCCUUGCCAGCAUCUCACCCAGAGCAACAGCAGCUUGUGGCAGGAAUUCAGCAAGCUCAGCUGAGAGGCAGUUGCAUCGUCCGAAGGAACUUGAGCUCCAGCUUAAAUAUGAAGUGCCUUAAGACAGAAACUCCUUCUGUUAAGCACACUGGCCAAAUUGUUGUGGACACUCACUCCAGAGGUGCUGCCAGAAAUCAGUCAGAAGAGAAGGGUCCAGGGUCUGAAGCCAAUACCUGUCAUCCUGGUUUUUGUGCCAGUGUACCAGGUGCCUCUGAUCAUCUGACUCACACUGACCAGGAAGGACGGGCCACUAUGGUAGAUAUUGGAGGGAAGCUAGAUUCCAGAAGGACUGCAGUGGCCACUUCUGUGGUUCGACUGGGUCAGAAGGCAUUUGGGAUGGUGGUUCAGAACCAGCUGAAGAAAGGGGAUGUGCUAGCAGUAGCCCAGAUUGCAGGGAUUCAGGGAGCCAAGCUGACCAGCCAGCUGAUCCCAUUGUGCCACAACAUCCCACUAAGCCUUGUGGAAGUCUCUCUCAUCCUGGAUGAGAGCAGGUAUGCAGUGGUGAUCCAGGCAUGCUGCUGUACCCAAGGGAAGACAGGUGUGGAGAUGGAAGCCCUGACAGCUGCCAGCCUGGCUGCCCUGACUGUGUAUGAUAUGUGCAAAGCAGUCACUCAUGAUAUAGUCAUUGAAGAGGUGAAGUUGUUGAGCAAGACAGGAGGGCAGAGGGGAGACUUCCAGCGAGCUUAGUCCAUAGGCAUUGGAUAACACCACUGAGAGUUCUGGGCCUCUGGGCCUGCCUGCACUAGGCUUGGCAAAAAUGCCAGCAGACACCACCUGAAAGAUGUGACUUCAGGUAUAUUACCUAAUCAUCUCAGUGACAAGCUGGGAAUUAUGGAACUACUGUCUUUUUGCCUCAAUGAAUUGGUUUUGAGUUUGGUUUUCAGUUGAGAGCUUGACAGCCAGCUUUAAGAGGUUUCCAGGUCAGACCACAACUAGAUUUUGGCACUCCUGAUAUUGCCAGUAGGGGUGCCAAGAAUCUAGUUAGGUCAUGGAGACUGAGCUUUACUCUCACUGCUCUCAAGUGUCAGAGAAGCUUGCAUGCUUCCUGUAAUCAUGCUGUGUGUAUAUUCACAUCUCCAGGGUUCACUAUCUUGGCACUUUUCAUCAAUGCUAAAUUCACUUGACAAAUUUAAUAUUAUUGUAAUAAUGCCUUGGAUUAAGGACUGUGACAGAAGAGCAGUCCCUCCUUCUGCCUACAGAGGUUGAACUGAGGAGUAACUUCAGGAACAGACAAUGGGAACAGUUCAAGAGACAUGGCCACAAGCAAAAUUUUUAAUAAUGUGCAUAGACUUAUCAUCAGACAAUCCAUACCAGUGAUGGGAUGGGAGCCUAGCUUGCCUGUGACCUGAAAUCGUAGCUGUUUAUUGACUGGGGGAUGGGGGGAAUGCUGGCAGGCAUCUCAGCCCAGCCCUACUCUUAAGUGCAUUGUGAAGUAUGCAAAAGAGAGGGAAUUUUUGGCCCUCCCAACACUGAUUUGCACAUCCUGCCGUUUCAUUACAAGUCCCAAGUCUUCUCCCUGGCUGGCUUUGAAUUUGCCCUACAACUGAGUCUUUUCAGAAAGGGUAAUAGGUCUAUUUAUGUCCCUCCAGGGUCUUGAAAGAAUACCAUGUUGAGGUGUGUCAGGUUUUUUCUGCUAAACAUUUUCAAAGCAACAUUAAGUAUGACCAAAAACAGGUAGCCUUGACACACACGUCUCAAAAGCACCAUCAGAUUGACACUGUUUAAGCUAGUUGGUGCAUACUGCUGUGUACACAGGAGUAGACUAUGGCCCCAAACCUGUUGGUUCUAGUGGGAGUUGCACUCAGAUUGUCAGAUAUUUAAGUGUGCAAGCCCAAGGACCUGACUAGCUUCCAUGUCAACACUCAAAAACAGAAGUAUGUGCCCCAGCUCAACAUAUGCUGCACAUGAAUAAACUGAGGAGUUUAUUGCUCCCAGGCACACAUUCAAGCGGUGUGCCUGGGAGCAAUUUAUUCAUACGCUGUAAUUGUGCAUGUAAACAUGCACUGUGCCUUCCACAAAAUGACCGUUCCUUUUGACAAAUGGGAAAGUAAACAUCCUUUUGUUGUUUAACUUUGCAAAGAAGAGAGAAAUCCUGUUAUUUCUCAAAGGAUAAACAGUUAAAGAAGAAGUUUCAAGUAGCCAUUUAAGUUUUUAACAAAAGCACUUACAAUACAACCAUAAGAGUUGGUAAUAGUCACAAUAUUUUACUUUUCUGAAUAGCCCCUAGAUCCUAGAGGAAGUGAGAAUCUGCACCUUUUUGUCUUUAAAUACAAGUCUGUAGCUCUCCUAGGUCAUGCUGCCAGUUUAACAAGGUAAAGAAUGCUUUAAGAAAAAAUGUCUUUUCAAAUAUUUGGGGUUGAUAAUACUGAGUAUUUGAAACUGUCCCUUUUCAAGACUUAA